Dinoponera quadriceps is the source of this 1287-nucleotide messenger RNA. Its product is annotated as RNA-binding protein MEX3B. Gene Ontology annotation, molecular function: RNA binding. NCBI's taxonomy places the organism in Eukaryota, Metazoa, Arthropoda, Insecta, Hymenoptera, Formicidae. The transcript is spliced from 2 exons. The coding region runs from base 1 to 1287 and encodes 428 amino acids. The record is from RefSeq and is a predicted model, not a curated record.
AUGCCGACGAGUUUGUUCAGCGAGAUGGACCGCUCCAAUUCCGGCGGAAACGCCUCACUCGAGGACCGGCGCGCGUUGCAACUCGCCUUCGAGUUGUCGAUGCUCGGUUUCGAGGGUAGCUCCGACUGCCCCGGCACCGGCACCGGCAGCGGCACCGCCAACGGAGUCACCAACGAUCCCGACCCGCUGCAAACCGCACCGGCCAACGUCUUCGAGGAGGCGCGCUCUAAGAAGAGCCAGAACAUGACUGAGUGCGUGCCGGUCCCCAGCAGCGAGCACGUGGCGGAAAUCGUCGGUCGACAGGGCUGCAAGAUCAAGGCGCUCCGCGCCAAGACGAACACCUACAUAAAGACGCCGGUGCGAGGUGAGGAACCGGUGUUCGUCGUGACGGGUCGCAAGGAGGAUGUCGCCCGUGCGAAGCGUGAAAUCUUAUCGGCUGCGGAGCACUUUUCGCAGAUCAGAGCGUCGCGCAAGAGCUCGCUGGGCGCACUCCUUGGCGCACCACCGGGGCCACCCACGUCGGUUCCUGGACACGUGACGAUUCAGGUACGCGUACCCUACAGAGUGGUGGGUCUGGUCGUGGGACCCAAGGGCGCUACCAUCAAGCGCAUCCAACAUCAGACGCAUACCUACAUUGUAACACCUAGUCGUGACAAGGAGCCGGUAUUCGAAGUGACCGGUCUGCCGGAGAACGUGGAGUCGGCUAGGCGAGAGAUCCAAGCUCACAUCAGCUUGCGCACAGGCACGAGUGCGAGCGUGUGCGAGGAGGCUGAUCUGCUGGGCGCGCUCUGCCGCGGCGGGCUCAGCUCAAUUUUGACUUGCCUCGAUCCGCCCGGUUCGAACGCCUCCAACGGUUCGAGCGGCGCGUUCUCGAGCAGCGGCAGCUGCAGCAGCUCAUCCAGUAGCUCCGGUGCCGCAGGGAUGAACGACAUCGUGGCUAUUUGGGGCGCUGGAGGACUGGAGAGAGACGAAGGUCUCGGGGAGUCGCCGUCAUUCGAGUCGCAGCCGGCCUCGGCCUCUUCGAUCUGGUCGUUUCCGAGUGUCACGCUACCGUCGAGGCCCUCACCACCGGCGUCGGCGAGCCCGGCGUCGCCCACGGACUCGCUUCUGGGCGGCGCACGGCGAGAGUGCCUCGUGUGCGGCGACAAGGAGGUUACGGCAGCGUUGGUACCCUGCGGACACAAUCAUUUCUGCAUGGACUGCGGUACCAAACUCUGCGAGAGCAUCGAUCCCAUCUGCCCGGUAUGCUCCAGGCCGGUGUUGCAGGCACUCCGUAUCUUCUCCUAA